This is a messenger RNA of Trichobilharzia regenti, 1524 nucleotides long. Lineage: Eukaryota; Metazoa; Platyhelminthes; Trematoda; Strigeidida; Schistosomatidae. The record is from the annotation of a GenBank genome assembly.
UAACAGUCUUAACACACCUCAUACUACAAACCACAUAUAAUUAAUCCCAACAAUACUCCCUUUGGAGUCAACCAAAGCUACGACAGUCGAGUGGCGGGACAAGCUACGCAGAAGUUUACCGAAGAUCAGGAACCUAUACCUUACAAUCAAGAAGCGAGCACAAAGAAAUCAAAUUGGCUUAUACUAGCUCGUAAAAACGAUAUUGGAUAUUGGAUCCUCAGUCGACUCGUUCAAGAACCAAUUAAACAAACUCAGAUACUUAUUAAAAUAACAUUUGCACAUAUUUGAAGACUCCCGUCAUCAACUAAAAAUUAUGAAAUCUGGAAGUAGUGUAAUCUAAAUUGAAUAUUGCAUCACAGUCCCAAAAAUUCAACUGGUUGCGUGUCGGCAGCGUUUUGUGAGGUUCUACUGGCCUUACAACAUAACCGACUGAAACCAAGGAAGUCAAUUCUAUAAUUCGAAAGGGAGAAUGGUUGAAUAUGCACCAAGAGAAAUCCUAGUGUUGACGUUUUUUCUCUCUACUAUGAGAGUUUGGAAUUUCCACAAUCUAGCAUGCAGAUUUAAUUUUUGCUGUUCAUUUCUCUAACAGGUUGAUUUAAUAUGUCCCAUAAGCGACCGGAGCACUCUCUUCCUCCUGAAUUGUAUUAUAAUAGUGAUGAAGCCCGAAAAUACAGUUCUAAUUCUCAUAUAAUUGAUAUCCAAACACGCAUAACAGAAAGAGCUUUGGAAUUACUUGCUCUACCCGAGGAUGAGACGUGUAUGAUUCUGGACAUUGGAUGUGGCUCUGGUUUGAGUGGAGAGGUUAUAACUGAAAAUGGUCACAACUGGGUUGGCGUUGAUAUAAGUAAAGACAUGCUAGACGUGGCAUUAGACAGAGAAGUAGAGGGUAGUUUGUUACUUGGUGAUCUUGGUUGUGGAUUGCCGUUCCGCGGUGGGUCAUUUGAUGGAGCUAUAAGUGUUUCAGCCAUACAGUGGUUGUGCAACGCUGAUAAGUCGUCACAAAAUCCUGUUGUACGCCUCAGACGGUUUUUCUCCUCAUUAUACAGUUGCCUGACUCGCAGCGCAAGAGCUGUUUUACAGUUCUAUCCAGAAUCUGUUGUUCAAGCAGAUUUACUGCAGAAUGAAGCUAUGCGAGCUGGAUUUUCUGGUGGUCUCAUCAUUGACUUUCCGAAUAGUACACGAGCCAAAAAAUACUUUCUAGUACUGGAUGUUUCCAGUUCUCGACGUAUACCUCAACCGUUGAAUGACAAUACUACAGUAAAUGUUGCUCGUGAUAAACUGGAGAAUUUACGACAAUCUCGACAGAUGAAAAAACCACCAAAGCAUAGUGUUGCUUGGAUUAAACAAAAGAAACAACGUGCUAAAGAUCAAAUGAAAGAAGUCGCGCAUGACUCUAAAUAUACUGGACGUAAACGUCGUCCAAAAUUUUGAUAAAAGCCUAUCAAAAUAUAAAUCUGUGCAUACGUACGUAUAUAUAAUGUAAAAAACUAUGUUACGCUUAUAUAUAUAUAUAUAUAUAUAUAU